Molecule: messenger RNA, 2579 nt
Organism: Trichoplusia ni (cabbage looper)
Lineage: Eukaryota; Metazoa; Arthropoda; Insecta; Lepidoptera; Noctuidae
Product: homeobox protein aristaless-like
Exons: 5
Coding region: 682-1761 (359 amino acids)
Biological process (GO): regulation of transcription by RNA polymerase II
Molecular function (GO): DNA-binding transcription factor activity, RNA polymerase II-specific; RNA polymerase II transcription regulatory region sequence-specific DNA binding
Source: RefSeq, a predicted model, not a curated record
CUAACACAUUAAGAAAAUUGCGUCAACCGGUGUCUUUUGUAACCUUAAGUAAGUACUUAUCAAUAAACGCAAUUAGAACUCAUCAGAACAAAUCGAUCGAGCGGAAAAAAUCUUCAGUACAAGUGUUCAAGUCGUAAUUGUCGACUAAAAAGUCGCGGUCGCAAUUGUGUUAGUGCCGUAGUGAGGGGCGGUGUGGCUCCGCCUCCGGAGGCGUAGGGAGGGCCGCGCGAGAGCGGCGCGAGGAGGCCGGAGGACCAGUCGGCCUCACCACCGCGGAGUCACCGCGCGUUGCGCGCGACUGUCGCAAAAAUUCGCGCAACUCACGCCGCCGGUAUCAUACGUGUUGUAAACCAGUAACAUAGUCUUUAUUGUGGGUCUUAUGUUAUUAUAAUUGAUUUACAUGUGUCUUCAGUGAUUAAUUUAAUCAGACUGACAGAUAACUCCAAACAAUACUUGUAAAACUUCAACUAAAAAAAACGGACAACUGUGACUAAAAACUUAAGUGUUUAAAACUUGUGACAAAAAAAGUUUAACCGUCCGCAAACAAUAAAAAAAAAGAUUCUGAAAUGAGUUCGAAUUACGAAUCUGUCAAACUUUCCCGCGCGGUGUGAUCGAAAAUGUCAAAUUCAAACAGAGAAACUGUUCUAAAGAAUUUGUUGUGUGCCAAGGUAGCUGUCAAAAAUGGACUUGACAACUCGUCGCGGGGACAUGUUGGACGGGACAGGGGAAGUGGUGUCUCUAAACGGGAAUGAACAGGUGUGCCGAGAGCUAGUGAACGGAACGGAGAGCGGGUGUGACGUCGGCGUGACCGCGGAAGUGACGCCGGCGAGGAAGACCAGCUCGUUCAGCAUACGGAACCUUGUUGGUACUGAGGACUCUUCUGACAGGCCAGCCGACAGUGCUACCAACCCCAGUGAUGACUAUUACUCCCACAACCAAGAGUAUCAGAAAUACGCCUCAAGCAUGGGGGUUUCGGAGCCCCCUAAAGACGACUCUCCCCGGACGACCCCGGACCUGUCCAGGUCCGACCAGUCACCGUCACAGCCCCCGCCAGGAUCCGCAGACAGCGAUGAUGCUGAUGAGUUCGCGCCGAAGAGGAAGCAGAGGCGGUACAGGACCACCUUCACCAGUUUCCAGCUUGAGGAGUUGGAGAAGGCGUUCUCAAGGACACAUUAUCCUGAUGUCUUUACGAGGGAGGAGCUUGCUAUGAAAAUUGGACUUACUGAAGCUCGAAUACAGGUUUGGUUCCAGAAUCGCCGCGCAAAAUGGCGGAAGCAAGAGAAGGUGGGCCCUCAAGCGCAUCCCUACAACCCGUACCUUGGGGGGGCGGGUGGGGCGCCCCCUCCCUCAGUGGUCGCCUCCAUGCCGAACCCUUUCUCACAACUAGGAUUCGGAUUCAGGAAACCGUUUGAUACGAAUGCAUUGGCGUCUUUUAGAUACGCAGGAGCCCCAGUCCUCGGCUCCCAGUACCUCGGCGCACCUCUCCCUCGCCCGCCACUCUUCAGCGCUCCACUCUACACGUCCAGCCCUCCCUUCCACUCUCUGCUCGCCGGCCUGGCCGCCCCCCCUCGACAGUCCCCAGACCCACCACCCGUCUCACCCCCAAUCUCACCAGGCAGUGAAUCACCCCCUACUCAACCCACAGCGCCAGAAAUAGAAAGAAGGAGUUCCAGUAUCGCAGCCCUAAGGAUGGCGGCCCGCGAACAUGAGCUCAGACUAGAAAUAUUGAGGCAAAGACAUCAUACCGACUUGAUCAGUUGAGCAGUGUUGUUCCGUUUCGGGGAACCUCAAUCCGGUUUCGUAAUUGAAGCUCGACCCGUUGAAGGUUGGCAACAUUGGGAGAAUCACGUCGGGUUGCCGUUACUUAAUUCUAAUUUCGGGAUUCAUGUUGAUUAUAACCUUAUUUCUAAAUUGUUGGGUGUUGAGCAAUUGAGUUUUUAAAUAUAGUACUAUGACGUCAUAGCACUCUGAAUGCCAUUCAAUGAAUCAAUGAAUUAUCAUCAGCUGAUCUAACUGUUCAAUGAAUUUUAUAUUAAUUAAAUAACUUUGCAAUGACAUACCCUUGCAUUCGGGGCGUAACUAAAAGUAAUACCAUUAUCAACAAUUAAAUAAAAUAAUAAACAUAUGAGCAAUCAUCUUGAAAUUUUAACGAGAUAACGAGAGCCUGUUGUACAUCUUAAUUAUAAUUAAAUACUUGUCUGUUAAUGUUGUGGGAGAUAAUGACAAAAAGUAAGAACAUAAUUAAAUGACUCCAAUUAUCUACUUCUUGGCAUAAUUUUGCAAAUAUCUUUUGUAAAAUAAUUGAACGACCAUGUCUACUUAACAUUUUUGGCAAUAACGCCAUGUAAGAUACCUAUUUUAGUAAAUAUUCGUAAAUUUACGUUUUAUAUAAGAUACCUAUAAUUACUUCGAAUCCGUCCAUUAGUAGGCCUUAUUGUUAUUUAUUGUAGGUGAUAAGUACUUUAAGUUUUCUGUAAGUGUAUGUACAGCGGUAUGUCGAAGCCUUAAUUGUGCCUUUACUCAAGAAAAAGUAUUAAAAACCGUGUGUAUAAACCUAAAUAUGGACAAUAAACAAGUUA